CCGGAGACCCGUCGCCAUGGUUACAUUACAGUCCAAAUGGCGCUUCCUGUUCAUGUUCCUGGGCAUCCAGCUGGUCGUCAUGGCGCUGCUGUCCCGGGAGGGAUACCACAAACGGGUCAGCUACUUUAUCCGGAUCUUCCGCAAGGGGGACGCGGCAGGUCCACAGCUCCGGAACCGUACGAGCGCCGCCUUCAGUGGAGGGGACGUUUAUGCCAACCUGUCCCAUCUGUCCAAAGGACACAGCCAUGGAGACGAAAUGCCUUACUGCCCAAAGACGUCCCCCCUGAUAGGGGGGCCGAUCCACGUCAGCUUCCCGUCCGGCCUCACCCUGGCUGAGGUUCAGAGGAAAAACCCCCUGGUGGUGCGAGGAGGGCGCUACAGGCCGCCCUACUGCGAGCCCAGACACAAGACGGCCAUCAUCAUCCCCCACCGGCACCGAGAGCAUCACCUAAAGUUCCUGCUCUACUACCUGCAUCCGUUCCUGCAGCGGCAGCAGCUCAACUACGGGAUCUACGUCAUCCACCAGGCGGGAAAUUACACCUUUAACCGAGCCAAGCUGAUGAACGUUGGUUUCCGAGAGGCCAUGAGGGAGGAGGACUGGGAUUGUCUCUUCUUCCAUGACGUCGACCUCAUCCCAGAGGACGACCGCAACCUUUACGUCUGCGACGCCAACCCCAAGCAUGCCGCCAUCGCCAUGGACAAGUUCGGCUACAAGCUUCCGUACAAGAUGUACUUUGGAGGAGUGUCGGCUCUGUCGCCACUGCACUACCUCAAGAUGAACGGCUUCCCCAACAACUACUGGGGCUGGGGUGGAGAGGACGACGACAUUGGAGUCAGGGUUUCUCUGGGUGGGAUGUACAUCAGCCGGCCGUCCCUGAAAGUCGGCCGCUACAAAAUGAUCAAACACAAGCUGGACAAAGGCAACGACGUGAACCCGAAGAGGUUCAACAUGCUGGCAAAGACACGUCAGACCUGGAAGAUGGACGGGAUGAACACAUGUGAAUAUGAGCUCCUCUCUCGCAAAUACCUGCCUCUCUACACCAACAUCACCGUCAACAUUGGUACCGAGUCCGGCCUGCACUCGCCGGCUCAGAAACUCAAGGCUGCUCCCGAACCUGUGGAGAAACCUGCAGAGAAACCUGCAGAGAAACCUGCAGAGAAACCUGCAGAGAAACCUGCAGCCAACUCGUCAACCAAACGAGAUAAAGAACCACCUGCUGUGAAAUAAUCCUGUUGGUGGAAGUUGGUGUUCAGGUUCUUCUGUCUGAGGAGGAUCAACACCACAGGACUGAUCUCUGCAAAAAUGACGUGAUGGCUCCCCCUUGUGGCUCCUAUAAUCUUACAUCUGGUUGUUCCACUGGAGCUGCAGAAAGGAGGAACUCAGUUGGACUCUGUGAGUUUCUGUGUAUGGCGUUGUAGCCGCUGUAAAAACCGUGCGAGGCCUUAGAAUCAUGUAUUUUUCUCUUCACUUAGAGCUUACUGUGUGUGGACUGAGUUUAAUGGAUGAGUUCCUGAGAAGCUGCUGCUGUUUCUGCUUCUGAAACACAUUUCCAGACAUUUCCCUUUGAGGCUUUAAGCCUCCGUGCAGCAGAGAGUCCGAACACCUCAAACUGAAGGUCUGCAGAGAAGCUGCUUCAGGUUGGAUCUGUGAAAGCUUGAAGGUUGAACAGCAGAGGGAGCCUAGGAGACGUUCUGAGGCUGAAUGAUUUUCUGAAAGCAACAUUUAGUUUUAGUUUCUGCUUUUUCCCAUGAAAUGAAUAUUUCCACCUUCCUGCCUUUUUUUUUCCUGCAUUUUCUUCAUUCGACAGCUGAUUGUGUGAAAAAGUCUCUUCAUGUGAGUUUGGCAGAAGAAACCAAAGAUGAUGACGUGGAGAUCUGCUCUGGAUCAGUAGCUCCAUGUGGUGAAGGACUUUUUUUCUCCUUCAUAUCACUUGAUGUUAGUUUGUCGAAGCGGAGCUCCAGGAUCUCGCAGACUCCUGGAAUACCAAGUUAUCGCUUAGAUGGGAAGUGGCCUUAGAAGCUCCAGCAUGGAUCUGAUCAUCAGGAGAUAGAUGUAGGACAGAAACACCUGUUUGGGCCAGACGUUUAACUCUUGUAGGAGGUGAACUGAAGUGGACAGAUGUCUCCAGGUGGGCUGACAUUUUCUGAGUUCAGCAGCACCAUGGGUCAUCACAGGGUUCUGGUGUCGAGUACUUCUGCUCUCCUUUCCAAUGUCUGCACAGUUCACAGUGGCCUUAUCCUGAAUAAACUGAUUCAAAGUAAAAA
Messenger RNA from Girardinichthys multiradiatus, 2265 nucleotides. RefSeq names its product beta-1,4-galactosyltransferase 3. Gene Ontology annotation, molecular function: glycosyltransferase activity. The coding region runs from base 17 to 1228 and encodes 403 amino acids. Gene Ontology annotation, biological process: carbohydrate metabolic process. NCBI's taxonomy places the organism in Eukaryota, Metazoa, Chordata, Actinopteri, Cyprinodontiformes, Goodeidae. The record is from RefSeq and is a predicted model, not a curated record. The transcript has 6 exons.